Messenger RNA from Plasmopara halstedii, 958 nucleotides. RefSeq lists its product as uncharacterized. The record is from RefSeq and is a predicted model, not a curated record. The transcript has a single exon. The coding region runs from base 272 to 850 and encodes 192 amino acids. Lineage: Eukaryota; Oomycota; Peronosporomycetes; Peronosporales; Peronosporaceae.
UGCAGAAUUGAUCUUGGUACAGUGUACCAUGAUUAGCUUGCCCUAUUUAAGUGGUUAAAUGCUACGCAAUCGAUUUCGUGUCGACGAGGAUGUCACGUCGUGACUUACGACACUCCUGGUAGCAACAUCGUUGAGUCAUCUCACGCAUAGACCCAUAAAUGCACGCGCAAUCACUCUCAUAAACUAGAUUUGCUUUACAGCGUUUACUGUGAUGCUAACUUGACACUGAUAGAGAAACAGCGAGAAGAGCAACUUGAUUGUUGAACCUUCGAUGACGAUUGACAGUUCAGGCAUUAGAUUUCCCGGCACCUUUGUUAUUGUCAUUGUAGUGGGUUUGAUUACAUUUCGGAUCCUGGUUUUCCUUCUGGCCAUGUUAAGGCGCAGCAAAAUUGACCCUACACACAGAGACUCCGAUACCAAUCGUCAACUGGACAACCCGAGCUUAUACGUGAAGCGGCCAACUUUGACCGUUCGAAUAACGGGAUACAGUGGCCCCGACGAAAUCAGAUCAAGCGAGUCGGUCGUUCCUGUGCUAGGUGAUAAUACUCUUCACCACAUUUUAAAGGAGAGACAAAAGCUUUCUACGGCUGAAAGCACCUUGUUUAGCAUUGCUCCUGUCAGUAUCCAGCAUACAAGACCAACAGUGCAUCAACAUAUUUGCACAACAGCUCAAGGUCAUGUAUUAACAGAUGUUCGUGCAGCUAGCGAUUACAGUUACAGCCCACACGCGGACAACUAUUCGAUAGGCAUGCUCGAGUCGCCAAUCUCAACCAAUUACAGCUUUGGUUCGGAUACAGAUAAUAGCUUCAUAUCUAUGGAUUGGGAUGAAGAUGAUUCGUGCAGUUACUGACUUGACAUCAGGACGUACCGUCUAAGGACUUAAACCGAACCCUCUACUCAGUUGCCUGCCGCAUAAUUAUAUAAGGGCAAAGUCUGAGAGAUUAACUAUAAAACGCCA